AUGGCGUCUGUGUCAUCCGUUCCGCUGCACGACCUGGCUCCGCUACUCCUACGUCGCGAGCGGCAAUGCAGCGAUAUCGACGUGGACUUGCUGGCUGACGCUUUGCGUGGAGGUCGCGAGGUCAAUCGCCGUCGCAAAUUGAUGGUGGAGUUGGUGCGUCGUCAUCCAAAGGCUUAUCACUAUAUCAAGCUAGUGCAAGAUCAACGCAUCGACGACCCACGCGACCAGGAGGAAUUGUACGUGGCAUUGGGCGAGCGUUUGCCACUCGAAGUGCAUCGUGCCAUGUUCAUCCCGACGCUCGAGAACCAAGCGGACAAUGGGCAACAAGCCAAGUGGUUGCCGCUUGCUAGAGGCUACAAGAUUAUAGAAACCACGGCAGUGUACGACAAGGAGACGCAGACUUUCAUCCUCAACUCUCCAACGUUGACGAGUCGAAAAUGGUGGCCAGGAGGUCUAGGCAAGACCGCGACGCAUGCCAUUGUACAUGCCAAGCUACAGAUUGACGGAGACGACGAAGGUGUCCAGGCAUUCAUUGUGCAUUUAAGGUCAUUGGAGGACCACUCUCCUCUACCUGGGAUUGAGCUGGGGGAUAUCGGACCGAAGGUGCGUUUCAAGUCGCUGGACAACGGAUACGCAGUCUUCCGUAACGUGAGAAUCCCACGACGAAACAUGCUCAUGAAGUAUGCAAAAGUGCGGAAAGAUGGCACGUUCAUCAAGCCCAAGAACUCCAAACUGGUGUACUUGACCAUGACACAAGUACGAGCUUAUUUGAUCUUAAAACUGAGCUUCGUUCUAGGAGCAGCGACGACGAUCACGACGCGAUUCAGCGCUGCUCGUGUGCAAGGAAAGAAAGUGACGAGCAGUGAUGACAUGAUCAAGGAGUAUCAGGUGUUGGACUACCAGAACCAACAGCACGUGCUUCUACCGUUGCUAUCACUGGCCUAUGCUGCCAAUUUCGCUGGUAGAGCGAUAACAGCACUGCAUGACGACACAUUGGACUUAAGAUCCACGCGAUAUCUUCUGGUUUGA
Phytophthora infestans T30-4 is the source of this 1029-nucleotide messenger RNA. RefSeq names its product acyl-CoA dehydrogenase/oxidase. The record is from RefSeq and is a predicted model, not a curated record. The transcript is spliced from 4 exons. Gene Ontology annotation, cellular component: peroxisome. Gene Ontology annotation, biological process: fatty acid beta-oxidation using acyl-CoA oxidase; lipid homeostasis. Lineage: Eukaryota; Oomycota; Peronosporomycetes; Peronosporales; Peronosporaceae. Bases 1 to 1029 code for a protein of 342 amino acids. Gene Ontology annotation, molecular function: acyl-CoA oxidase activity; fatty acid binding; FAD binding.